Molecule: messenger RNA, 943 nt
Organism: Dentiscutata erythropus
Lineage: Eukaryota; Fungi; Glomeromycota; Glomeromycetes; Diversisporales; Gigasporaceae
Source: the annotation of a GenBank genome assembly
CUAUAACUCAAUGUCCAAUUCAACCUGGUAAAUCAUUUCUGUACGAUUUUUAUGCGAAUGAUAAAUCUGGCACUCAUUGGUAUCAUUCACAUUAUAAAACUCAGCGUAUAACCGGAUUUUAUGGCUUGUUAAUUAUUAAAGAGACUGAUACUACCUAUAAAGACUAUGUGGAUCACAUCAUACUUAUAUCAGAUUUGUAUCACGAAAACGAACAAAUUUUAUUGGAUAAUUACCAAUAUACGACCAGCGAUUCACCUUGUACCAGAGUAAAAUAUGAGCCCGUUCCGUACUCAAUUCUUAUUAAUGGUCAAGGCAAAGGAAAUUGUGGAAAAAAUUGUAAUCGUACUGAACAGUCCGAAACUGAAAUAGUGUACGACUUAUCAAAAGGAGAUAAACAUCGAUUUCGUAUAAUUAACGCCGGUGCACAAAUAGAAUACCAUUUCUCUAUUGAUAAUCAUAAGUUACAAAUCAUUGAGGUUGAUGGGCAGCACGUCGUGCACUUCGAAAGAGACAGACCAGUCCAUCAUUUACCAAUUCAUGUUGCACAGAGAUAUUCAGUGAUUGCCAUCCGAGAUCCAGCAGCACAGAACAUAACCAAAUUUUGGAUGCGCAUAAAUACAAGAAGUGAUUGCCUUCGGAAAAAUACACCUUGUUGUCAAAGGCAAAGAAUGGUUAAAAAUAUUCUAGCGACAAUUAGGUAUGAUUCUUCUGAAGGGAAACCGGAUACAAUUUCGGAUACAUGGAGUGACUCUAGUUCGGUUAGAUGUGAUGAUUUUAAUCUAUCUUAUUUGGCACCAAAAAAUUCGUCAUCAUUACCACCAUCAACAGUAGAUAAAACUUUUAAUUUGAGCAUUUACAUGUUAGCAGAUCCUGAUCACAUUGGUUCAGGAGCUUACAACUUAACCACAGUCGGGGAGGUGUAUGAAGAGAAUAGCCCCAAAAC